AUGGGGACAACUAGCUCAACCGCAGAUGAUAUUAAUGCUCUGGAAAUACAUCACUGGUACAGAAAAUUUAUGAAAGAAUGUCCAUCUGGCCAGCUAAGCUUGUACGAGUUUAAAGGAUUACUUGGUCUGCAGGGUAUGAAUCCAGAAGCAAACAGAUACAUUGAGCAAGUAUUUGGUACUUUUGACAUGAACAAGGAUGGAUUUAUUGACUUUUUGGAAUUUAUUGCUGCAAUAAACCUAGUUUUGCGAGGAAAAAUUGAUCAAAAAUUAAAGUGGUAUUUUAAACUAUAUGAUGCAGAUGGAAAUGGAUCAAUUGACAGGAAAGAAUUGCUAAGUAUAAUAACGGCAGUCCAAGCUUUAAAUGGUCACCAGGGAAUAAAUCCUGAGGAAUUCACAGCAAUGGUAUUUCAAAAGAUUGAUGUGAACGGAGACGGAGAGCUGACAUUAGAAGAGUUUAUCGGUGGAAUAGAAAAGGAUGCAGAGCUUCUUGAUAUUAUUUCAAAAAGUUUUGAUCUCACCAAUGUGUUGAAAACUAUUCAGAAUGGACGACGGAGAAGUAUCCCAUAA
Messenger RNA from Bufo bufo (common toad), 567 nucleotides. RefSeq names its product guanylyl cyclase-activating protein 3-like. NCBI's taxonomy places the organism in Eukaryota, Metazoa, Chordata, Amphibia, Anura, Bufonidae. Gene Ontology annotation, molecular function: calcium ion binding; calcium sensitive guanylate cyclase activator activity. The coding region runs from base 1 to 567 and encodes 188 amino acids. The transcript is spliced from 4 exons. The record is from RefSeq and is a predicted model, not a curated record.